Odocoileus virginianus texanus is the source of this 5484-nucleotide messenger RNA. It is a transcript of the gene SLC9C2, whose product is annotated as solute carrier family 9 member C2 (putative). Lineage: Eukaryota; Metazoa; Chordata; Mammalia; Artiodactyla; Cervidae. Gene Ontology annotation, molecular function: sodium:proton antiporter activity; potassium:proton antiporter activity; monoatomic ion channel activity. The record is from RefSeq and is a predicted model, not a curated record. Gene Ontology annotation, cellular component: plasma membrane. Gene Ontology annotation, biological process: potassium ion transmembrane transport; regulation of intracellular pH; sodium ion import across plasma membrane.
UAGAGCUGAGUCUAUGAAUUUUGUUUGGGGUUUCUUGAGGUAUGGGUAUUUUUUCCAAAAGCCAUGGAGAAUCUGACUUUUAAAAUGUAAAACUGCAUGACUCUUACCUGGAGGGUCUAGGUGAACCCAGUGAGCCUGAGGGGAUAGCAGUUGGAUAAGAACUAGACAGAACUGGAGGGACAUUACUCAGAGUGAUCUGAGUCAUGACAGUUUAGGAGAGAAAUCAAGGUGACAAGCAAUAGAGAUGAGGUUAAGAUGAAUAUGGGAAAAAGAGCAGUGAACUUGGUAACCAGAAAGGCUCAAUAAGGGCAGGUUGGGAAUGAGUAAGGAAUGGGUCUCUCAGGAGACAGCCUGUGUACAAGACAGCUUUUAGAAAAGCAUAGUCCUCAGGAUUUAUGGUAGGAAUGGGUCCAGUGACAUAAAAGAACUACACCAGACAACAGCAACAAAACGUUGUAAAGGAAAUAUUUUGGGAGAAUGGUGUGUGAGUGCUAGUGAUGGUUGUUGCAGUCAGUGCAGACAUAGAGCUGUUGACUGAAACCACUUAGUCUCAAGAAGGAAUUGGGGCUUCUAUGUGUCAGAAUUUCCUUGAUACAGUGAUGGAGAAGAUCAAUGAUAGAUGAAGUCAUCUCAUUGUGGUAGUGUUAUCCUCGGUGCCCUGAUUAGUGUGGCACAGGAAUGAGAGAGUAGAAUUUCAUUGUCACAGAAUAACUCUCUUCAAAGUAAACUACAAGUUGAUUAAUAACUGGUUCAUUUGUUUAAAUUUAUACUGUAUUUGGUUUUAAUGAUCAGAUUUGGCGUAAAAAUAAAUCACAUUGGGCAUCACAGAAUUUGGGAUGCAUUUGUCCUAUGAAGAAUGUCCUAUGUAGCCUAUUUGUCAUUGGCUUUUGGUUUCUUCAAAUCAAGGACCAAAAGCCAAUGACAGAGGAGUUAAGGAGAAAAGGGGGAGUGAGAAACUCCAUGGAAAAGAAAGGAGAGGCAGAAAAAGAGAAAAUAGAAAAGGAUGAAUGAAAAAAUCAGAAGGGAGACAAGGCAGUUGAAAAGGAUUAAGGUUGAAGAAAGAAAACCAGAGUAUAUAUUAAACCAUAUAGGAGGAAGUUCUGUCUACACGGUCAAUGACCAUUUCAGCCAUUAAACCAGGCAAAGAAAAUCAGUUAAAACAGUUAUGUGUAUAGACAUAGCUUGAGCAUUAAGAAAUGCAAGUUUCCCUAGGGACACUUAAGCUUCUUCUGGAUUGGGGGUGGGCAUGAUGUUUGUAGCCAAUCAGAAUGAAAGUAAGUUGGGAAGCAACCAAUAGGAAUUAGGCAUGGAAAUAGCUUUCAGUGUGAUAUCAGUUGGCAGUACUGUCCCUGGCAAACAGAUGCAGAGCUGAGCAUUUUAUGUGAUUUUCAGUGCCUUCACCUUGGUUUCAACUCUGAAACUGCUUAGCCUUGGCUGAAGGUUAGUUUGUACUAGUGAAAGUGUCAACAGUAAAUCUCAUCCAGGUUCAUCAACUGGGACUGAUAAAACAAUGUCAAAAGCUAAUGUGUCCUUCUGGGUACAAAAAGAAGGUAACAGACCUGAUUUACUCUGUGGAAGGGCCGCUGACUACCCUGUUGUAAAGGGACAUUUCCUGAUUCUUGUAUGGUCCACGCUUGUUUUGGGAGGACUUCUGAGGGCAUUUUUAAAGAAUUCUGAAGUCAUUGUCUUGACAAUUCUUUCUCUAUUUGGAUUUUUAAUAGGACAACUGGCCUACGAUUUUGUUCAGAUGCACCAAAUUGUCUACCCUCUUCUAAGAACAUCAAGUUUUUCACUUUAUUGUUAUUUUUCACCUUUAAUUAUAUUUAUGGCUGCUUUGGAUGUAGACUUCUAUAUACUCAAGAAUGUGUUUUGGCAGGUCUUCUUAACUGGAUUAAUUAGCUUUGCUACAACAUUCAUCAUAAUUGGAUAUGUGGUUCUGAAAUUCAAUAAACAUUCAUGGGAUUUGGAGUCUUGCAUCCUCUUUAGCAUGGCCCUUGGCAUUACAGAUCCUAUUUAUUCUGUGAAUUCACUGAAAACUAUUGGCAUUUCUAAGAUGUAUACUGAUAUCAUUAGAGGAGAAUCAAUGAUCAUCUGUGGCUUCACAUCCAUUUGUUUUUCAGUUUUUCAGAGAGGCAUACUUCAGAUGUCCAGCUUUAGAGAGUUGCAUGUAAUUGUGGGCCUCACCUUGGACAUUUUGGGGAGCAUAGUAUGUGGAUAUUGGUGUGCAAGGCUCAUUCAGUUUAUAUUGACUGACCUGUUCAGCAAUACACUGACCAAUAUAAUUUUUUGCAUCUCAAUGGUGUACAUGACUUUCUACAUUGUGGAAUUUUUGGGAAUGUCAGGAACAGUUGCUUUAGCGACUGUAGGACUAAAUUUAGAUUCCUUAAGCUUUAAACCAAGGAUCAAGUUGAUAAUUACUAAGUUUCUAAUAAUGUUUUCAUGUAUAUUCCAACAUUUAAUAUACACUUUCUUUGGCAUCGUAAUUGGAUGUGGAAAAAUCAAAUAUUUUCAAUUUCACACUGUAGUUUUCAUGUCUAUCUUAUUUGUAACAGUGAAUUUUGUAAGGUUUGUUACUGUUGUGUUAGUAAGCCCUAUUCUGAUGCAUUCAAGUUAUGAGUACAACUGGAGGUGGGGAAUUGUUAUAGCAUGGUCUGGAAUUAAAGGAGUUUUUAGCUUACUCUUUGCUCCUGAAGUUCAUAAUAUGGCUGAACAAAGAGUAGAGUCACCAGAGCUGUUUAUAUUGUACAUACAAGUAAUAUCCUUAAUGACCUUGGGAAUAAAUUCAUACAUGAUGACUCGUUUGGCCAGGACAUUAGAUUUGUGUACCCUUUCCAUUCCAAGACAGAUGGCCAUGCAAAAUGCCAUUAAGCACAUCCAGGAGAUGAUACAGAGCAGAAUAACUUUAUUUAAAACAGAAAAACUUUUGACAAAUGUUAAUUGGACCUUAGUAGAAGAAAAAACAAAGAUUGAAUACAUCAUUCCUACUCCUAACGUUUCAAGUGACAAUAAGGCGAAGGAGGAGCUCCCAACAGAUGAAGUUUUACUAGAAGAAGCCCGAUUGCAUGUAGUUAUAAUACAAAUAAGUAGCUUUGAAAAGCAGUGUAAUGAUGGAGUCCUCAGUGUCGAAGCAGCCCGGACGUUAAUUGGUGCAACCAAAAGCUAUUGCCACAUUCAAGGAAAAUUCAUGAGUAUUUAUGAUGUUUCAACUUAUGUAAGAGCUAGAAGUUGGCUUGUGAAGUUUAAACACACAUUAACUUUCUUGGAAUAUCAUAAAGAUAAGACAUCUGCUAUUCUAUAUGGGCAUAAUAGAUUUCUUUUAUUUAUAUAUCACAUUGUAUUUUCAGAAGAAUUUGAAAAUGCAGAACAUAUUAUAGGAAUAAUGUACAUUUAUCCUAUGAUAAUGCACCUGUGGCCAACGGCAAGAAAAUUAAAUGUGUCAGGACUGAUAUUCGUAAACUACUAUUUUGUAUGUUUAUAUCUGUUAGAAUCAGCAUUAAAGAUAAUAAUUUUGAAAAAGAAAUAUUUUCAUCAACACUGGAAUACUUUGGAAUUUUUUAUUGUGAUUAUUGGAAUUGUUGAUGUAUUUUGUAUAUACUUUGUGAGACUGAGACCAGACAACUUGAUUCUUAUUCAGUUUACAGUAAUAAUAGGUUAUUUCAGAAUAAUUAGAUUUUUUCCUCUUCUCAAGAUAAUAAUACCACUGCUGAUAAAUAUUGUAGAUGUGCAGAUCAAAAAGCGCCUCAGCUUGACAUAUAGUAUUACAAAAGGCUAUGUCAAAAGUCUAGAGGAUACCAAGUUUUUAAUAAGACAGAUUUCUAGCCGAAAGUCAAUAGAUCAGAAAUUAUAUGAAAUUUUGGAAACCAACAAACAGGAUGCUGUCAAAGAACUAGGACUCAUAGAGCAUGAGGGUCGUGAUGUUGUCAUUGCUUUGAAGACCAAGCAGGCAAUCCGGAAUGUGAUUGCUAAAGCUCUGAAAAGCCUCACCUUCCUUUCGUCAAGAGGCAUUAUUGAUAAAUAUGAGAGCCUCGAGAUGAAUAAGGUACUUCUUGAAAAAAUAAAACCAUUGAAUAACUUUCCAAUGGCAAUCCCGCUCCCUACUCCUGACAAAUAUCUUCAUAAUAUCAUUUGGCUAGAAAAUAAAGAUGCUCUCAUCGAAUUCUUCAAGGAAAGAGCUAAACUCGCCUAUUUUGACUACGGAGAUGUCAUUUGUAAAGAAGGUGAAAUGCCGCAAGGAAUCUACUUGAUUAUUUCAGGAAUGGCAAUCUUGGAGAGUUCACCUCCUACUUUUGGAAUAGACAGGAGUCUAAGGCCUGACAGAGAGUCCACAACUAGGUUUACAGAGUACUGUACCAGUGGAGACAUAAUUGGAGAGUUGAGCUGUUUACUUAAGCGUGAAAUUGAAUAUACUGCCAUCUGUGAAACUAUUUUGCAGGCCUGCUUUAUCUCCCUGGAGGAUUUAUAUGAAGGCUUUGAUUUCUUCUGGCCAUCCCUGGAAUAUAAAAUAUGGCUGAAGCUUGCUCUCAGUAUUGCCUAUCAGUAUUUUGAAUCAAGUCUUGUUGAUGAGGACCUAAAAUUUCAGAAGUGUGUGAUGCUAAAUCAUGCAUAUGUGGAGACUUUAUCAAGCUAUAAUGAAAUGAGUAUUGAUGACGUGAACAUGAAAUUUGUUAUUCUUGUGUAUGGCAGUGUUAUUGAUACCAAGACAGAGGUACCAUAUUUUGCACCUUGCAUUUUACCUAAACCCUGUGAACAGGUUCAGGGAACUUCAGAUUUAAGCAAGCUGUUGGUUAUCCAAGCACUUGCUCCUGACAAAAAUGAUAAUGCCAAGGUCAUGGGCAACACUGGUCUUGGAAUGACUAAGAGAGACUACCAGUGGAAGAAAAAAGAUGAGUUGGAAAUUGGAUCCCAUUUUAGAAAAGGACUUUAAUGGCACUUACGUGAUACGUGGAGUCAGUUUAGAGAGCGAGCUAAUAUCCUGACUCAAGUGCUGAAACACUACCUGGCAAGGAGUUUACUCACAAACUGCUAAAGCAAUUUAUCUCUGCGUUUAUUUUACAAACAAUUUUGAUGGACUGCUGCAAAAGCUCUGAUUUUAAGUAGUUGCAUUUAUACUUGAGAUGUUCAAAAUCCUUUAGAUACCUUAAACUUAUGGUUUAGCAAAUGAAAUCCUGCAUCCAGCUGAGAGCAACCUAUGAUAGAGUAGAAGUUAUCAAAAGCAUUGUACAGUUAACCCACUACUAUCUAAAGCAUAGGAACUAUUAAUUUUGAUAUGUUAUUGCUACAACUAGUGCCUCCCUAACAUUUUACAGAGUAAAGUUAUUUCCCCCCAUCCUCAAUCUAUAAGUACUGAAGAAUGGAACCAUGUUCCAUAAUCUUAGUUAUUAAAAGCAGUUUAGGAGAAAUUAACAAUCUUACAUUGCAUAGUACUAUUUAAUAUCACUUUUCAUUUUACUUUAAAAAGUCAAAUAAAAUUGAAUUUUAUGGUGA